CCUGCACUUCCUUCUGUCUGUCCGAGGGUCCGUUCAAAGCGUCAAGGAUUGCCGAGCGCACCGGCGACCAUCACUGUGUACAUCACUAUUCCAAUGCUGGCACCUCGCCCAACGCUCUUUGCUGCUAGUGCAUGCAGCAUCUAGGGAGUCACGAGUAGAGGGGAGGGCCCUGUUGCCAAGGACGAAUUUCUCGCAUACAACCUCAUCCACUCUAAAUCCUUGCAAAGUCUGGAGCCACUUCAUGUUGCGUGCCGCAGCGUCUUCAACGAGAUACUUCAGCCAGCGGAUUUCUGGGCCAGGAAUAAGCUACCCUAGCCUCACAUUUGCCUAUGAUGGCGCCACGAACCUCGCCAGUCACUCGGGCUCGUCCAGGGCAGCCUGGCUCAAGCUACUUGUCGAGACACCCUCCGCCCGAUCCUUUCCAUCCUCCACCGGACAACGCCGUGUUUCGCGAUCUGCUCAUCUUCGAGGAGCGUCUCAAGCAGAACGCUGCUCGACUUGUCAAACGAAGGCGGAAAUACGUCGUGCUCUUGACGUCCUUCAUCGUAGGCGUUGCCAUUCUUAGCUACCGGAUCUUCGUUCUGACCCCGCCAGUGAAGCCUUACGGACUUCUACACUACUUGCAACUGGGCGCGCUGCUUCUCGGGGGAACGACGAUAUUCCUGUUUUUUGCGAGCGGAAUGUAUUCCGAGCGCAUUGGUGCAGCAAAUAUCUUUGUACCUCAAGCCAAUCGGGCUCUGCGCUACUUCAAUCUCUACCUGAAUGUCAGGAGCCCACCCGCUGUGCACCUCUUCUCGCUGCUCAGCGCAGGCGAUGCCAACCCUGCCGGCGUUUCCUCUCCCGCUCUGGCCACACCAGGCUCCGGACUCGUCUUCAACCCUCCCUCUCCGACCAAUCCGCGGGGCGAGCUUCUCUUCUUCCCUCGGGUAUCGACCGCUUUCAAGGAUGGCUACGUGCGGUACCGGGCAGCUUAUGAGAGGCGCAGAAGCACACAAAUCAACUCGCGGAACAUGCAAAGCUGGACCUGGCGCCUCUUUCACUUUCGCUGGCGAGGGUCAGCUCUGAGCGAUGCAGUACCCACCGAACGCACGCCGCUGAACCGGUCUGCUCCCGAUGGUGGAGCCGAAGAGAGUCAAGCUACCUACUCACCGCAACAAACAGUACGUCGAGGCUCCAGAGAUCAAAUUCACUCUCGUUCAAAUUCGAACGCGGCUCGUGAUCGGAGGAGAAGUAGGUCAGGGACGAACGCUAGCGUAUCUAGCGUUGCCAGCUCUUCCAGUGCGUCCUCCUUCGUCUCUGGUCCGGAGCCCCCUGCAAGUUCGUCGAUGGAAUCGAUUAGCGUGGGGGCCUCUCUUGGCACGCCGAACGGAUCAAGAAGCACCCACGGCACUCCAAAAUUGGACUCUACUACCGAGGAAGAUUUGGAAGAGGUCAAUAGCUCGGCCGGAUUUACUCCUGCUCCGAGAUCGACCAGAAGCACGAGAAACACCAGACAGGAUGAGUCGCCAGCCAGCCGGCCAGUCUCUAUACCUAUUCCACGACCGAGGACCAGCUCUUCGUCUCGUCGAGGCAGUCCGAGCAGCAGCGUUGACCAACGCUUAAGCUCGUCUUCAGCAAUUAAUGCACGACCUCACAAUUUGCGACAAGUGUCCAGCUCUGAUAUUUCAGCCGCAACUGCUCCAGGUCCAGCUUCGAGGGCUGCUAUGGCUGCUCUCGGAUCCGGAUCAGGAUCCGGCGACGACUCUUCUCUGCGUGGCGAAGAACAUGUGUCUAAUGCCGAUCAAGAGUACACGCGAGCAUCUCGGGCGGAAGUCAGAGAUGCGAGAAGGGGCAGAGAUAGGACGCCUAGCGUCACUGCUGUCGCAAAUCCGACUCUCGCUAGAACGGCUAGUCAGCGCUGACAAGCAUGUGCUGUCUCGCACAUUCUUCGAUGUAUAAUCUAUGACCAUUCCGAUUCGAUUCCGCCCGCUCGAGUGAUUGUCAGUACAGACUGUGCAAUAUCAAAGUCAU
Molecule: messenger RNA, 2010 nt
Organism: Ceraceosorus guamensis
Lineage: Eukaryota; Fungi; Basidiomycota; Exobasidiomycetes; Ceraceosorales; Ceraceosoraceae
Exons: 4
Coding region: 330-1901 (523 amino acids)
Cellular component (GO): cytoplasm; Nem1-Spo7 phosphatase complex
Molecular function (GO): protein phosphatase regulator activity
Source: RefSeq, a predicted model, not a curated record